AUGAGCCAAGAGCGGCAAAAGCCAGUUAGAAGAUCUGCUACAGAAUACAGACUGUCUAUAACGAGCAAUCCUGAGUCCAGAAGGUCUUCUCUUGGUGGUACAUUAGAUGGUGGAUCUGGUUCUAGUGGAAAAAACAACCGCUUAGGUGGGGGUGCAGGUACAAUUGACGACGGAGAAUCCAUAGUACAAGAGUUUAUUUUACCACAGAUUAGAGAGUUUAGCGAUUCUAUGAUUACCCUAGAUGCCAAUUUUACACAGUUAAAUUUCAUCCAUGAGAGUUUGGUGGAUUUGAACGAAUCAUUGGGGGCUCUCCUAUAUGGAUUGAUGUGCAAUUCGUGGUGCGUAGAUUUUCCCCAUGUCUCUCACGAUAUCGAAGAAGAAUUACAAACUACCAAGCGGUUAGAAGGUAUUAGAAAAGAGAGGAAGUCACUUUUGGAUCAAUUGAAUACCUACAGGAACAAAUCCAAGAGUAACGAUUUACAGGAACAGCCAAAAUUACUUCCACAGGCGCCCCUAAAAGCACCACCACCACCACCACCACAAGCCCGAAGGAAUUCAUCCGUAUUUGCACCCCCUCCUUCAAGAUUACCUCGACAGAAAACAUAUGGGCCCAUUGAACAAGAUAGCGAAGAUGAGAAUGCAAGCGAGGCCUCAUUUGUGUCUAAUCCAAUGAUAAACGGUCUUUCUCGUCAUGAAAUAUCCAAGCCGCGACCUAGUAAUGCUAGUAAACUACGAAGAAAAUCCAUUUUACACACCAUACGCAAUAGCAUUUCUUCCACGGAUCUAGAAAACAAUGAAUUCGGCUCCUCUCGUAGAUCUCAAGGACCAAGAAUGUCACUGGGAGGAGGGGCUACUAGACUCAUUAGUAAUAAUAAUUCUCAAAAUUCACCGUCAAAUAGAAGAUCUUUGGACUCAAGAAACGGUGAAGGUUCGCAGUUACGACAAAGCAGGAGAACAUACAGUGGUAGGCCACCAUUUCGGUAA
This is a messenger RNA of Zygosaccharomyces rouxii, 984 nucleotides long. It is a transcript of the gene DAM1, whose product is annotated as Dam1p. Gene Ontology annotation, cellular component: DASH complex; mitotic spindle polar microtubule; mitotic spindle pole body. The record is from RefSeq and is a predicted model, not a curated record. The transcript has a single exon. Gene Ontology annotation, biological process: mitotic sister chromatid biorientation. NCBI's taxonomy places the organism in Eukaryota, Fungi, Ascomycota, Saccharomycetes, Saccharomycetales, Saccharomycetaceae. The coding region runs from base 1 to 984 and encodes 327 amino acids.